AUGGACGCCGCGUUCGAGCGACUCGAAGACGAUCGCUCGCCGUCGACGACGCCGCGACGGGCGUACCACCUUCGAGCGACGACGACGUCGAGACGAUGGUCCGUCGCGACGUCGAGCGCGAGCGCGCGGCGGGGGCGCGCGACAGAGGACGGCGAGGACGACGGAUCGAGCGCGGGCGCGGACGCGCGGACGCGGGCGACGGGACGACGCGCGGAGACGACGGCGAGGACGGAGACGCGAUCGGGAUGGGAGACGCCGGGGAAUUUUGCGUUCGCGACGCCGAUGCGCGAUGACGGAGGGAAGACGGCGUCGCCGAGGACGCCGUCGUUGACGAGGGAUUCUCCGUGCGCGGCGCGAUUGGACGCCCUGCUCGCGGCGCCGGUGAAACCGAACUUUGGCGUCCAGCGCACGCCGAAUGCGACGCCGUUAAAACUGCGUUUCGAUGGGUUCGAGGUGGAGAAGCCGAAGAAGCGCCCGCGAGGGAAGGUGAGCGAUGUGUUCAGGGCGACGAAGAGCGCGGCGACGCCCGCGAGGUUGACGCGCGCGAAGCGCGGGCGAGUGUAA
Molecule: messenger RNA, 564 nt
Organism: Ostreococcus tauri
Lineage: Eukaryota; Viridiplantae; Chlorophyta; Mamiellophyceae; Mamiellales; Bathycoccaceae
Product: unnamed product
Exons: 1
Coding region: 1-564 (187 amino acids)
Source: RefSeq, a predicted model, not a curated record